AUACAGAAAUACUUCUUUUUUUCCAAUACCCAAGCAAGCAAAGCAACCAUGUCGGCGAGAACUAAGCGGAUACAAAAGGAGUGGGCAAAUGUUCAAAAGGAUAAGGAGAUAAACAAUAUGUGCAGUGUUGGUCUAGUUGGGAACAACCUUGACGAGUGGCAAGCCACGAUCUUUGGCCAACCUGGUACUCCUUACGAAGGGGGUUUAUUCAAUUUAUCCAUUGUCUUGCCAAGCAAUUACCCAUUUGCACCACCCAAGGUUACCUUCAAAACUAAGAUUUAUCACCCCAACAUUAAUGAACAGGGUAGCAUUUGUCUUGAUAUUCUUAAAUUCAAAGAUAAGUGGACUCCGGCAUAUGAAGUAAGGGCUGUGAUUAUAGCAAUAUGCUCGCUGAUGAAUGAUCCAAACCCAGAUGAUCCGCUCGUGCCUAAGAUUGGUGCUGAGUACAAGAAUAACCGGUCCAGCUUCGAGGCUACUGCUCGCCAAUGGACAAUGCAGUUUGCUCUACCUUAGAAUUGGUAGAGGACCAUCAACGUAAUGAACACCGUAAAAUAAGCAAUUUGCAUAAAGCUUUUAAAGAAUAAUAUGUAUUUUAUGUUUAUUGCGGAAGUUUUUAUGAAUGAAAAAAUAUUUUA
Theobroma cacao (cacao) is the source of this 635-nucleotide messenger RNA. The record is from RefSeq and is a predicted model, not a curated record. NCBI's taxonomy places the organism in Eukaryota, Viridiplantae, Streptophyta, Magnoliopsida, Malvales, Malvaceae.